AUGUCUUUUGACUGUUCCAUUUUAGAUCUCUCCCACAACUUGAUCUCCGGACCUCUUCCAACCAAUAUUGGUGAGAUGCACCUAGAGACUCUGUAUCUCAAUAAUAACAGUAUCAAUGGCACGAUACCAUCAUUUUUAUGUCAAGAGGGUUUGUUUGAUCUAAAUCUUGGCAAUAAUAAGCUAUUCGGCAGUAUUCCCGAUUGUUGGACGGGUUUGACUUUGUCUCACUUGACUUUGUCAUUCAACGAGUUGUCUGGAGUAUUUCCAAGCUCGAUCGGAUCCUUACAAGGACUUUCAACCCUACACUUGAAUGGAAACAAUCUCAAUGGGGAGCUCCCUCUGGCUAUGGGUAGUUGCACAAGUUUGAUAAUUUUAGAUCUUGGAGAGAAUAACUUUUCCGGAAAUAUUCCGACAUGGUUCAACGAUAGCUUUUUCUACUUGCAGAUCUUGAGGCUACGAAAUAAUAGUUUUAGUGGCAGCAUUCCUCCGCAGCUUUGCUCACUCUCAUUAUUACAAAUAUUGGAUAUGGCAAUGAACAAUUUGACCGGAACGAUCCCAUCUUGUCUUGGCGAUAUAUAUGGCAUGAAAAGUCCAUAUCAAAACUUUCGACCUGAUAUAGAGUGGAGUAAAGAACAUGUGGUUGAGAUCAUGAAGGGAAGAUAUAAUGAAUACACAAAAAUUGAUCUGCAACUUGUGGUCAAUUUAGAUUUGUCAGUCAACAACUUGACUGGGUCGAUUCCCGAAGAACUUACUUUCCUCUCGAACAUGCAUGGUUUGAACUUGUCACACAACUUGCUCUCUGGAGACAUUCCCAUUAGCAUCGGGGACAUGAUGUCACUGGAGUCUCUUGAUCUUUCCAACAAUCACCUCUCAGGAGCAAUUCCUCAGAGCAUUUCAUCAUUGACAUAUCUAAGCCACCUCAACCUAUCACACAACAACUUUAAGGGGCAGAUUCCAAAAGGCAAUCAAAUCCAAACCCUCGACAAUCCUUCCAUUUAUGCGGGCAAUCCUUUACUAUGUGGUGAUCUUUUGAGAAGAGAAUGCCCUGGUUCUAAGGCACCUCAAGUACCGAAAAUCUCUCAUCCUAAAGAUACACAUGGAGAAGAAAAGCUUGAAGAGGCCUUGUUCUACGUGGUCAUAAUGUUUGGAGCUGCGACUGGGUUUUGGGGCUUUUUUGGAGUUCUGCGGUUCAAGAAGGACUGGAGGCGUGCAUAUUUCAGCUUUGUGGAUCAAGCAAUAAAUAAGGUACAUGUGGCUAUAGCGGUGAAGGUCGCAAAUUGGAAGAGACUGAGACAAUCAAGAAGUGCUUAA
Eucalyptus grandis is the source of this 1311-nucleotide messenger RNA. Its product is annotated as receptor-like protein EIX2. NCBI's taxonomy places the organism in Eukaryota, Viridiplantae, Streptophyta, Magnoliopsida, Myrtales, Myrtaceae. Gene Ontology annotation, molecular function: protein binding. The coding region runs from base 1 to 1311 and encodes 436 amino acids. The record is from RefSeq and is a predicted model, not a curated record. The transcript has a single exon.